Molecule: messenger RNA, 1895 nt
Organism: Plectropomus leopardus (leopard coralgrouper)
Lineage: Eukaryota; Metazoa; Chordata; Actinopteri; Perciformes; Serranidae
Source: RefSeq, a predicted model, not a curated record
AUGAACUUGGGAGAAAAUGGCUUGCCUGGCUCUGCCAAAAGUUCUGCAAUUGACCAGAAGACCAAGGAGAAGGUGGCCAUCAAAAAGUUGUACCGUCCUUUCCAGUCCCUCAUCCACACCAAACGGGCCUACAGGGAGCUCAGGCUGCUCCGCCACAUACAGCAUGAAAAUGUGAUCUGCCUCCUUGACGUCUUCACACCUGACUCCACACUGGAAAAAUUCCAGACCUUUUAUAUGGUAAUGCCAUUCGUAGCUCAGGAUCUGGGCCACAUUAUGAAGAAAAGGAGAUUAACUGACUGCAUCACCACAUACCUGUUCUACCAGCUGCUAAGAGGUCUCAAGUAUAUUCACUCAGCAGGGAUUAUUCAUCGGGAUCUAAAGCCUGGUAACCUUGCUGUGAAUGAGAACUGUGAAUUAAAGAUCCUGGAUUUUGGCCUGGCAAGACAGACAGAGAGUGAAAUGACUGGUUAUGUUGUGACACGCUGGUACAGAGCACCAGAAGUCAUAUUCAACUGGAUGCACUACAGUCAAACAGUGGAUGUGUGGUCAGCCGCCUGUAUCCUGGCUGAGAUGAUUACUGGCCACGUACUUUUCCAAGGACAUGACAGUAUCGAUCAGCUGAAGAAGAUCCUUCGUCUGACAGGAACUCCAGACUCCUCCCUGGUCCAGAAGAUGCAGAGUAAAGAUGCACAAUCGUACGUGCAGGGUCUUCCACCGCAAAAGAAGAAACACUUCAGGGAGGUGUUUGCAUCCAUGGAUAAAAAUGCUGUAGACCUCCUGGAGGGGAUGUUAGUGCUAGACCCAGAAACAAGGCUGACAGCUAAGCAGGGACUGUCGCACCCUUUUCUGGCUGAGUAUCACGACCCAGAGAGCGAGCCAGACUCAGACCCUUAUGACGACUCCUUUGAAAGCCUGGAGCUCGCUGUUGGGGAGUGGAAGAGUCUUAUCCACAUGGAGAUCAUGACCUUUGACCCUGACAACCCCAGACAGACAGCCAUGUAGGACGCUGUGAUGUGCUGGCGCCUCCCAGUGUUUGGUUAUACAAACUUUUAAGGUCAACAUCAUAGUCAAGUGUUGAAAAGCAAACAUAUUUUUUCGCGCAUCUGAUAUGCCUUGCUAUUUAAAUGCAUUUUUGUUAAAGGGCAGCUUUAUUUGGUGUGGUGACCUGUAAAGGUCAAGGUUUUUAUUCUGUAAUAUAUAGACAGAAGUUUAAAUAGAAGAAGCAAUUGGCUGCACUCAAAAUGUUAUGCAAAAAAUUAAAUCAUUUAAUUAUUAAGAGGUGUCCUCUCAUUUCAAAAAGUACAAGAUCUAUUGACAAAGUUAUCUUAAAGAUCUAGUUUGUAGGAUUUAGUGACAGCUAGUAGUGAGGUUGCAGAAUGCCAACUGAAGCUUCUCUUUGUGCCAAGUGUGCAGAAGAACUAAGUAAAAACAGGAAUGGCCCUAUCUAGUGUGACUAUUCUGGGCUACUGUAGAAACAACAUGACAGACUCCAUGGUAGAGGACCUGCUCCGUAUGCAGAUAUAAAUGGCUCGUUCUGAGGUCACGGAAACACAACCUCUCUUUGUUUCUGGUGAUUAUAAGUUCAUGAAAGCAUAGUUAAUGACUAUUCAGACUAUUCAGUUAGACUAUUCAAUUUAAUUUCUGCAGAUGCCGAUAAAUUGUACCUUUAACUGUACCUGUUUAGUGUCUUUCAUUCUGUACCUGCUGGCUACAUCUCACUGUUCCUUCUGUAAAAUGUCAGACGUUUGAUCCAUUCAAUGAUGAAGUGGACGGUAAGGAAAUGUGUGAAAAAUAUAAGUAAACAGCAGAACAUAAACUCAAAAAUGUGCGUAUGUAUGUGUGUGUGUGUAAGUGACUUACUUGUAUAGAAUAUACAAGUACGUAGUAGAACGAUA